AUGCCCUCCAUCCUGGAAGACCCCUCAACCCGCAAUCCCCCACCAAAAGCACACAAAGAUGCAGCGCCGACCCUAACGGCGAGGAAGACUAUCCUCCCCAAAUUCUCCUCUGCGCCGAUGACACUCUAUCCCAUCACGGAAGGGCCCCAAACUGUUCCAAAAGAUCUUAUCAAAUUCCUGCACGACGAGUUCACCGCGGAGAUCCUCCGCGGUGGGACAUACCCCAUGGAACAGCCGAUGCCGCUGGAACAGUUUGCUGACUAUUGGUUCGGGACAUUUGCGGUUUUAGCGAUUUUGGACGAUGAGGGGGGGGGGUUGAGGGAGGGGAGGAACUGGGAGAGUGUUUGUUUGGGAACUUUUUAUAUCAAGCCUAACUAUCCUGGCCGCUGCUCCCACAACUGCAAUGCGGGCUUUCUCACCACCACUGCCGCACGCGGUAAGGGUGUCGGACAGGCUAUGGGCGAAGCCUACCUAGAAUUUGCCCCGAGAUUGGGAUACACUUACUCUGUCUUCAACUUGGUCUUCGCUAAUAACCCGGCCUCUAUCCGCAUCUGGGAGAAGCUAGGAUUUAGCGUUAUUGGGCGGGUUCCCAAAGCUGCGCGGUUGGCGAAUAGCGAGGAGUUGGUGGAUGCAUUGAUUUUCGGGCGUGAGCUGGGAAAUUAA
Molecule: messenger RNA, 663 nt
Organism: Penicillium vulpinum
Lineage: Eukaryota; Fungi; Ascomycota; Eurotiomycetes; Eurotiales; Aspergillaceae
Product: GNAT family N-acetyltransferase
Exons: 3
Coding region: 1-663 (220 amino acids)
Molecular function (GO): acyltransferase activity, transferring groups other than amino-acyl groups
Source: RefSeq, a predicted model, not a curated record